AUGACAACAAAUUGUAUGAAAUAUUCAUAUUUUCCUCUUCAACAUAUUCUUGCACAACAUUCUGAUAGUUCAAAGCCUACAUUUCUUGAUGUGUCUUUUGAUUUUGUGACUAUUGAAAAGAAAAUAAUGAUUGGUGAUAGUGAGCUUUGUAGUAUUCCAUUAUCAAUUACAAUCAAUGAAGAUGAAGAUGUGAGCAAGUUUGAUUUCAUUCUUACUAUUCAAUAUGAUCUUACCAUAAAUCAAUUUUCAUGUAUAAUUAAUGCAUCACUCGAUUUAUUCAAUCAAGAGACAAUAAAUAAGAUUUCACACCAAUUUCAUUCAAUAUUAUAUGAUUUGUUUACAUCUGUUAAUGAUAUAAUGAAAAAUAAAUCAAUCUAUGAAAUGUCAAUAAUGUUAUCAAAUGAAAGAUUACUUAUACAAUCAAUGAACAAUACACAAGUAUUGUUUCCUUCUGCCACUUGUAUGCAUCAUGAAUUUAUUUAUCAAGUAAUACAACAUCCACAAAAAAUAGCUGUUGAACUUAAUGAACAAUCAUUAACAUAUACAGAACUUUUAUAUUAUGUUCAACAACUUUCUCUCGUCUUAUUGAAUAAAUACAAUGUGAAAUCGGGUGAUAUUAUUUGUCAAUGUGUAGAGCGAAGUUUAUCUAUGGUCAUUGGCAUUUUAUCAAUUAUUAUGGUUGGUGGUGCCUAUUGUCCUUUAUCAUCACAAGAUCCUUCACAACGUCUACAAGUUCUUGUGAAAGAAACUCAAAGUCAUUUAGUUCUUGUUCAUUCGUCUACACGCAUUCUUUUUGAAAUCGAUAUUGUAACUUUAAAUAUUGAUACAAUUAUAAAUCAUGAAGAAAAUUCUACUAGUAUUCAUCUGACUCAAAUGUCAGAUGUACCAAUAACAUCAGAAAAUAUUCUCUUUGUAAUUUUUACUAGUGGAUCAACUGGUAUUCCGAAAGCGUUUCAACUACGUCGUCGAAAUUUCACUCAAUUUUUACGCUUAUUCGUUUAUGCUAAUAUAUUAACAAAAACUGAUACAAUAAUACAGAUGGCUCGAUGCUCUUUUGAUAAUCAUCUAUUAAGUCUUGUGGGUACAUUAACUAUUGGAGCUACAUUAAUAAUGCUUCGACCAGAAGGUCAUAUGGAUUUAGAUUAUCUUUCAGGAGUAUUGAAUGAAAAACAGAUUACUGUUAUGCAAGCUGUUCCAUCUUUAUGGAAUAGUCUAUUUAAUUUUCUCCAUACUACUAAUCGAAAAUCGUCAGUACAAUGGUUACGAACUGUAUGUAGUGGUGGUGAAGUUCUCAACAAUAAACUAGUUAAUCUAUUGAGAAGUCAAGUGAGAAGUGAAUGUCGAAUUCGAAAUCAUUAUGGUCCAGCUGAAAUUACUAUUAACUGUACCAAUCAUCUAAUUGAUCUAAAUAAAGAUCAAACAGAUAUUCCAAUAGGUCAAUCUCUUCCCAAUUAUCAUUUUUUAAUAUUAGACAUGUUCUUACAAACUGUUGGUAUUGGACAAGAAGGAGAAUUAGUUGUUGGAGGUGUUGGUGUUUUUGCUGGAUAUCGUGGUCGUGAUGAUUUAACAGCUCAAGUAAUGAUUAAUAUUAAUGAACAAAUAUUUUAUAAAACAGGUGAUCUUGUUCAAAUGGAUAGCAAUGGACUGAUUCAUUAUGUUGGUCGGAGAGAUUUUCAAGUGAAAUUACGUGGACAACGUAUUGAAUUACAAGAAAUUAUACAAUGCUUACUUAUGUUAACAUCCAUUACUGCAUGUGUUGUUAUCAAAUGGGAUGAAAAUCAUCUUAUUGCUUAUGUUCAAAGUGAUAGCAUUAAUGUUGAACAAUUACGUCAUUAUUGUCAAUCUAAUCUACCAUCACAUAUGAUUCCAUCAAUAUUUAUUAUACUUGAAAAACUACCUAUGAGCCCAAAUGGAAAAGUAGAUCGAAAACGUCUUCCACCACCGGAUUUAUCAUUAUUGACUCUCUCAUCAUCAUCAUCAACAACAGGAUUAGAAAACAGAUCUAAUCUUCCACAAAAUCAAUUCCAAAAACAGAUACAUAAUAUUUGGUAUGAAAUUCUUCGAUGUACUGGACAACAAAUUUCAACAACUGCAAAUUUCUUUAGUAUUGGUGGUCAUUUUUUUUUUUUUUUUUUUUUUUGA
Molecule: messenger RNA, 2142 nt
Organism: Adineta steineri
Lineage: Eukaryota; Metazoa; Rotifera; Eurotatoria; Adinetida; Adinetidae
Source: the annotation of a GenBank genome assembly